Molecule: messenger RNA, 1272 nt
Organism: Botrytis fragariae
Lineage: Eukaryota; Fungi; Ascomycota; Leotiomycetes; Helotiales; Sclerotiniaceae
Product: putative arginine-trna-protein transferase 1 protein
Exons: 2
Coding region: 1-1272 (423 amino acids)
Biological process (GO): protein arginylation
Cellular component (GO): cytoplasm
Molecular function (GO): arginyl-tRNA--protein transferase activity
Source: RefSeq, a predicted model, not a curated record
AUGCGAUUUCUAGGCUACAGUAACAAUAGUUGUGGAUAUUGUCACAAUGAUUCAGGCAGUUAUUCGUACUACGCCAGAACCCAAACACUCCAACCAGAAUUUUAUCAAGGACUUCUCGAUCGAGGAUGGAGACGUUCAGGUACCCUUCUCUAUAAACCUGAUCUUCGAAAAUCAUGUUGUCCACAGUAUACCAUCCGUCUAGAUUCCCACCAAUUUCGUGCGACAAAAGAUCAACGGCAAGUCGUAAAUCGUUUCAACAAGUAUGUCCUCGGAGAUACAUAUACAAAAGAAGCAGCAAGAUUAUAUCCCAAAUCACGCGAGCAAGCUAAGAAACGUAACACGGACUUUGAUCUCGAGGAAAGAAUUCAUGAAGGGGAAAAGCAAAAGGUCAAGACACCACCAGAACCAGCACAUGCUUUUACUGUUACGUUGGAAACAGAUGAGUUUACAGAGGAAAAAUACGCUCUUUUUAGAAAUUAUCAACGAAUUGUUCAUCAUGAACCUCCUGACAGGAUAAGUAAAGGAGGGUUCCAAAAUUUUCUCUGCUCUUCCCCUUUACCACGAAGCACCACAACCAUCGACGGCAAAACCAAACAUCUAGGUUCUUACCACCAAUGUUACCGUCUUGAUGGAAAUUUGAUCGCCGUAGGAGUCCUAGAUCUCCUCCCUAAAUGCGUCAGCGCAGUCUACUUCAUGUAUCACGAAUCGGUACAUUCUCAUGGCUUUGGAAAAUUAGGCGCAGUGCGAGAAAUUGCACUAGCAAAAGAAGAGGGAUAUCAAUAUUGGUAUGCAGGGUUCUACAUUCACAGUUGUGUGAAAAUGAGAUAUAAAGGGGAUUACAGUCCUCAAUAUAUUCUAGAUCCGGAAACGUACAAUUGGAUACUCUUUGAUGAACAUCUGAGGGGACAAUUUGACGACAGGAAAUAUGUCAGCGAGACUCAAACAGCUUCUGAACUCUCAGAAUCUCCAAGACAAAACUCGGAUUCAAACAACACACCGGACGAAGAUUCAUCGGCUCUCUACAACGCAGAUAGUAAACCCAUCUUCGAAACAUCUAUGCCGGGUCUCCUUUCUAAAUCAGACAUUCUAACAAAAUCCCCACUCGAUCAUGUUAAAAUCCGCAUCAGUCAAAGUGUGCGCGAGACGCAUGAGCUGGUGAGCUGGGAGAGUGAUAGUGUAGGGGAUGUGGAUAGUAUAAAGGGGAUUAUUGCAGAGUUGGUUAGCGCGGUGGGGGUGAGGCUAGCGGGGGAAAUGGUGGUUUAUUUUCGAUGA